UCCGGCUCCUACCCAACCUCUAGGUACCUUCUCGUUCAAGCGGGUGGCUUCCUGCACGGUCGACAUCAUGGUGUCAGCUUGGUUCCUAGCGAAGGUCUUUGUGGCAUUUGCGCCCUUGACCAGCGUCGUUGCGCAAUAUGCCACUCCUCCAGUACUGCCUGAGCUUUUGGAUGCUACAGCAGAUGAAUUGAUCUCUGGGCUUGAGGCUGGUGACUUCACAAGUCUUGACUUGGUACAGGCAUAUGUGGGACGUAUUCUGGAAGUCAAUGCGACCCUUCACAUGGUCACCGAGAUCAACCCAGAUGCCUGGACAAUUGCGAAAGAGCUGGAUGAGGAGCGCUCAUGUGGGAAGAUUCGCGGUCCUCUCCACGGUCUUCCUAUCCUUAUCAAGAACAACAUUGCGACUGCCGACGAGAUGAACAACACGGCUGGAUCUUUCUCGCUGCUCGGAGCCAAGGUACCCCGCGAUGCCACCGUUGCUGCCAAACUUCGUGCCGCAGGUGCGAUCCUACUCGGCAAGACCAACCUAUCGCAAUGGGCCAACUACCGAUCCGCGAACUCGUCCAAUGGCUGGUCUGCUUAUGGUGGUCAGACGUAUGGUGCUUACUACCCAGGUCAAGAUCCCAGUGGUAGCAGCAGUGGUAGUGGCGUUUCGGCCAGUCUCGGUUUGGCAUUUGGCACUUUGGGUACCGAGACUGAUGGCAGCAUUGUGUCACCAAGUCAAUUGAACAACAUCGUUGGCAUCAAGCCCACUGUUGGUCUGACCAGCAGAGCUCUUGUCAUCCCCAUCUCGGAGCAUCAGGAUUCCGUUGGACCCAUGGCGCGCACCGUGAAAGAUGCCGCCUACAUCUUGCAAGCAAUCGCAGGCCCUGACCAGUAUGAUAACUACACGUCUGCCAUUCCGUGGGCCUCCAAUUCUACCAAUGCCACUAAGCCAGAUUAUGUCGCAGCUUGCAAGCUCGACGCACUCGCUGGCAAGCGUAUCGGCAUUCCUCGUAACGCAAUCGGUACACGUAACAUCGCGUCGGCACCAAUCUUCGAUGCAUUUGACUCUGCCAUCGCAGUGCUCAAGGAAGCCGGCGCGAUAAUUGUAGACAACACGAACUACACCGCAUACGCUCAAUACCUAAACUCAACGGCCGAAGACACCGUUCUUGCCGGCGAUUUCGGUCCAAAUCUCGCCGCGUACCUUGCACAAUUGACAUAUAACCCCAAUGAUGUGAACGAUUUGGAGGAAGUCCGAAACUUCACCCAGACAUUCCCAGCGGAGGAGUACCCCAGCCGCGAUACUGCUGUCUUCGACGCCGCUCUAGCUCUGAACUUCACGAACACAGAUCCUCAGUUCUGGGCUGCAUACCAGGAGGACCUCUUUCUUGGCGGGCCUGGCGGUAUUCUCGGCGCGCUAGCUACCUACAAUCUUGACGCCGUUGUUCUGCCCACUCGUACAGCGUCCAGUACCAGCGCUAUCAUCGGUGCCCCGAUUGUCACUGUGCCAUUGGGUGCAUAUCCCAGCAACACCACAGUCAUCUCGAACGCACGCGGCAACCUUAAUGCCACCGCACCCAACAUUCCAUUUGGUCUUGCUUUUGCCGGCAAGCACUGGAGCGAGGAGAGCCUGAUUGGUUUUGCAUACGCGUAUGAGCAGCGCAGCAAUGUGAGGACCAAAGUCAAGCCGUACAUUCAGCCGACUAUCGAGCUGGCGGAUGUCGUUGGCAAUAAGACCAGGAAGCUCUAAAGAAGUAGAAGUUGGUGUAGCUCAAAUACAAUUCGAGGCAUUGCUGAUUGUCUGAUUGGUCGUGAGUCAUGCUGAUCGUGAGUACGAAGGCUGCUGUGUGAGACCGCCUGUUGUGAUUUAUGAGUCAUAAUGUUCGUCGUCCAGCACCCACUUAACCCUGGAACAUCACGAACUAUGACCGAAUAGUAGGAAGGUGUGAAGGACUACAGACUAAAGUGAUUAGUACCGGCUGUACCCUGGUUUCCGUCAACCUUAAUGCCAAUCGCCAUGACUACCAACCACCGCGACCUCGUCCGUCGAUAUUUUUUCUUUCCAGUGUCUGAUACAGGGUCAAAUUCAGCACAAAGAAAAGUCUCCAAGUUCAGUCCUGGAUCAAUGUCAGGCGAGGCAUCGUGCACAGGCGACUGGUGACACCAUGAUGGACCAUUCAAUUAGGUAGACGCGUACCGCGGUACGAGUGAGAUGUCAAUCACAC
Messenger RNA from Macroventuria anomochaeta, 2210 nucleotides. Its product is annotated as glutamyl-tRNA amidotransferase subunit A. NCBI's taxonomy places the organism in Eukaryota, Fungi, Ascomycota, Dothideomycetes, Pleosporales, Didymellaceae. The transcript has 4 exons. The record is from RefSeq and is a predicted model, not a curated record. Bases 68 to 1735 code for a protein of 555 amino acids.